CUUGUCCUAACCCUCCACUUUGCCUCUCCUCCAUCUGAACACUCGGGGCUGCUCUCUGCUUGGACAAGCCUGGAUCUGCUAGGCUCACUCUGCCAAGCCAGGCUGUGAGGCUGUUCCUUCCAGCCUAGCUGUGAGGCUGUUCCUGCUGGUGACUGAGUUCAGAGUGUGUUAUUGCUGGAGGAGAGACACUCACCAGCCUCUUGUUUGCCUCAGCAGGCGGAGAGGAUCUGGUCUGUUGCAGGCGCCGAGGUUCCCAGAGGUUGAAGAUGUCCACCAUGGUGUACCUGAGGGAGGAGAAGCUGGAGAAGCUGUCCCAGGAGGAGAUCAUCUCCAGCACCAAGCUGGUGAUCCAGGGUCUGGAGGCGCUGAGGAGCGAACACAACUCCAUCCUGCACAGCCUGCUGGAGACCAUCCGCUGUCUGAAGAGGGAGGAGGAGGCCAGCCUGGUGCACGAGAAGGCCAGCCUGCUCAGGAAGUCUGUGGAGAUGAUCGAGCUGGGCUUGGGGGAGGCACAGGUGAUGAUGGCUCUGUCCAACCACCUGAACACAGUGGAGUCUGAGAAGCAGAAGCUGAGGGCCCAGGUGAGGCGUCUGUGCCAGGAGAACCAGUGGCUGAGGGACGAGCUGGCCAACACUCAGCAGAAGCUGCAGAGGAGUGAGCAGAGCGUGGCCCAGCUGGAGGAGGAGAAGAAGCACCUGGAGUUCAUGAACCAGCUCAAAAAGUACGACCAGGACCUGUCUCCCACUCAGGAGGAGAAAGAGGGCGAGGCUUCCAAGGACUCCCUGGACGAUCUGUUCCCCAACGAUGAAGAGGAACCAGGCCAAGGCAUACAGCAGCAGCACAACAGCGCGGCGGUGGCUGCGGCCCAGCAGGGGGGUUAUGAGAUCCCGGCCCGCCUCAGGACCCUCCACAACCUGGUGAUCCAGUACGCCUCCCAGGGCCGCUACGAGGUGGCCGUGCCCCUCUGCAAGCAGGCCCUGGAGGACCUGGAGAAGACCUCCGGACACGACCACCCCGACGUGGCCACCAUGCUCAACAUCCUGGCCCUGGUCUACAGGGAUCAGAACAAGUACAAAGAGGCAGCCCACCUACUGAAUGACGCCCUCUCUAUCCGGGAGAAGACCCUGGGCCGGGACCACCCCGCCGUGGCCGCAACGCUGAACAACCUGGCUGUGCUGUAUGGGAAGAGGGGGAAGUACAAGGAGGCUGAGCCGCUGUGCAAGAGAGCGCUGGAGAUCAGAGAGAAGGUUCUGGGUAAGGACCACCCUGACGUGGCUAAGCAGCUGAACAACCUGGCCCUGCUGUGUCAGAACCAGGGCAAGUACCAGGAGGUGGAGCACUACUACAGCCGUGCCCUGGACAUCUACGAGGGCAGACUGGGCCCUGACGACCCCAACGUGGCCAAGACCAAGAACAACCUGGCUUCCUGCUUUCUCAAACAGGGAAAGUACAAGGAGGCUGAGAUUCUGUACAAAGAGAUUCUGACUCGCGCCCACGAGAAAGAGUUUGGCUCCGUCGAUGCUGACAACAAGCCCAUCUGGAUGCACGCUGAGGAGCGGGAGGAGAUGAGCAAGGGCAAGCACAGAGACAAUACUCCCUAUGGAGAGUAUGGAGGCUGGUACAAGGCCUGCAAAGUCAACAGCCCCACAGUGAACACCACCCUGAGGAACCUGGGCGCUCUGUACCGCCGCCAGGGCAAGCUGGAGGCGGCUGACACCCUGGAGGAGUGUGCCACACGCUCCCGCAAGCAGGGCGUGGACCCCAUCCAUGGGGCGCGUGUGGUGGAGCUCCUGAAGGAGCGAAGGGAGGCUCCGCCCAGCGUGAAGUACGACAGCGGCUCGGAGACGGGCGAGGAAGUGAGUAUGGGCGUGGAGUGGAACGGGGACGGCAGUGGGGCCCUGCAGAGAAGCGGCUCUCUGGGGAAGCUGAGAGACGUGUUGCGUAAGAGCAGCGAGCUGCUGGUGAAGAAACUCCAGGGGACCAGCCCCCCCGCCCCCCGCAGCACCACCAUGAAGAGAGCUGCCUCCCUCAACUACCUCAACCAGGCCGCAGAAGACGCCUUCCAGACUGGGGCUGGCGAUCGGCUGAAGGAGAGUCGGGGUUUGAGCUCCAGUACUGUCGACCUGAACAGUGGGUACUGAGCUCAGCUUCCCUGAAGAUCCACCUCUGUAACCCUGAACCCACCUCCCCUCUAAAACCAUCACCAAGGAUACACUCCCCCCCCCCCCCCCUACCCCAUCACCAAGGAUACAGGCCAGACCUCUGGACAGCUGGCCCACAGACCACCCAGCCAUCCUCUCUUUCCUCACAGAGCCUGUGGCCCAGACCUGCCCCUGCUUCUCCACUAGAGGGCAUCAGAGACAACAUGUCGACCCUCUCACCAGAGGGGAAUCCUCUCCCACCUCAUGGUAGUUGACACUGGCUACAGAUCCAUAUAAAAACAGUUUUGCCAUGACUGUUAUCUUCUAAAAGGAAUAUUUCCAGUGGAAUGUUUCUGCAUUAUGCUGCUGUCUUCCUGUGCCAUUUAGAAGUAACUGUUUCACUACAUGUACAGCUGCUUGGUUUCUUUUAAUGUUCCCCAAAUUAUCGUAUGUGGGAAGCUGGAUUUUGUUUAUUUUGUUUGUGUAAAUCACAACCUUAACAUUUUACAGCAUUUCCUUAUUGUGAAUGCUUUUGAACUGUUUUUAAAUAUGUAUUCCAUAUUUGGCUGUAGAGAUUUAUCUGGGAGCGAGGUGUUUGCAUAGAGCUUUGGAAAUUGGGUAGAACGUUUAACCAAAUGGAAAUCUAGCAAUACGUUUUCUUAAACUAGAAUAAGAUGUUUGUGUUCUUGUGAGAUUUGAAAGUGGAAUCCGCAAGGGAAAAGAAAGAGAGGUCGGCCGCGAAACACCUGGCGUAGAGACUGGGAGGCAGACGCCAAGAAAAUGGGCUACACUUGGGGACAGCUUGAGAUGUUGGCUCAGGACCAAGAUGCUUGGAGAGCUCUUGUUUGCGGCCUAAGCCCCAGAAGGGGUAGUAGGCGAUGUUGAGGUUUGAAAGCCGAGAGACGCAGCCUCUCUGAGGACCACAGCCUCUCUGAGGACCACAGCCUCUCUGAGGACCACCGAGGAACUUUCUGGAAGGAGAUUCUGGUAACGGUUGUGUUCAGGCACUUUACUGCUGUGGAGAUCUGAUGAGACGUUUAGAAACAUACGGGACAUCUUGCACAACUCUUGUAUGGGUCUGUUUAAACUAUGGCCAAUUAUGUUACAAUAUGGGAUUUUUUGUUGCAGAGAUGUAUUUUGUUAUCUCUAUAUUCUAUCUUGUGGUAAAUAUGCAGGAGAUAAGCAGUAGUUGUGUUUCUCUCCAGCAUGCUCCCUCCCUCCCCCGUCCAUAACCAGGUGGGUAGGGAUGCAGUUGUCCCUGUUCAAAUGACUCCUCUCAUCCAUAAAGUUACAGCAUGUUAGAUAUCAGGUAUUUAAACGGGAAUGUGUGUUGGCAGGGUAUGCUGGGAUUGGGCUGGUUCCUCUGGGUUUACCAGCCCCGCUUCUGUCAUUAAAACAUGAAAUGUUGAACCAAAAA
This is a messenger RNA of Hypomesus transpacificus, 3558 nucleotides long. It is a transcript of the gene klc1b, whose product is annotated as kinesin light chain 1b. NCBI's taxonomy places the organism in Eukaryota, Metazoa, Chordata, Actinopteri, Osmeriformes, Osmeridae. The coding region runs from base 267 to 2141 and encodes 624 amino acids. Gene Ontology annotation, molecular function: kinesin binding. The record is from RefSeq and is a predicted model, not a curated record. Gene Ontology annotation, cellular component: cytoplasm; membrane-bounded organelle; kinesin complex. Gene Ontology annotation, biological process: microtubule-based movement. The transcript has 16 exons.